This is a messenger RNA of Coregonus sp. 'balchen', 5222 nucleotides long. The record is from the annotation of a GenBank genome assembly. Lineage: Eukaryota; Metazoa; Chordata; Actinopteri; Salmoniformes; Salmonidae.
AUGGCCAUGGCUCUCAACUUACUUUACCUUGUAUUGAUCACAUCAGUGAUUUUACAAACUGCGACAUCGAGCACCUUCAAAGAAUCGUAAGUAAGCUACAAAACAUUUGAUGUAGUAGGCAGUAGAUUAAACUCACAACCAGCAAUGUUUAUUUACAUACCUGAUUGCAUGCAACAGACUUCAAAUUGAGAUAUUAAUUCUACUCUGUUUUCUGCACACUAUGAACGUGCAGGUGGAGGAUAGCCCAUCACUCAUUUGAAGACUAUCAUGCUCGCUCCUCUCUCUCUCUCUCUCUCUCUCAGUGCAUGUGAGGCUUUUCAUAUCUUAUGAGACAUGCUGGCAAAUAGGCCUAUAGAUUUUUGGGUUGCAAAUCCAACUUGUGAUAGACUUGAUAUAUGCAUCAGAGAGACGUUGACAGACACUGCCCUCCUAUUAGUGUACGUUCCUCUGUGCAAUCAUCCCAAGAUGUGGUUGACAGACCAUCAAAACAACUCAUUGGUAUUCAUUCCCUCAAACACUGUCCAAAACAGAAUGAAUUGUGUCCUCCAUGUCUCAUUGGUUGGCCUGAGUGGGGCACAUAGCCAGAGACGAUUUAAGGUCACUUUGUCCCCAGCUUUAAAACAGCAGUAGGCUACAAAGGAACAAAAGAGCAGAAUGAUGAUUACACUGCCACUUAAGUAUUAUUACCACAGCUGCAUUCAUGCUGGCUCUUCUUCCCUCUUUCCCCUUUUAGGAUUUACCUGGUGACGGUCAGCUCGGAGGUGGUAGGAGGGACCACAGAGAAACUUUGUGCUCAGGUCCACCAAGCCACAGAGCCUCUGUUGUUGAAGGUGUUGAUGGAGAUGGAGGGUGGCAGCAGCACCAUUCUACUGGAGGAAGCCAUAAGACAGGACUUCUAUCGCUGCACCUCCUUCCAGGUCAGCUGCAACUGUGCUGCGUUCAGCAGGCUACAACGUUGUGGAACGCUCUGAUAGAAAUAUAUUAUGUAGAACCAACAUGUCUCUCUGAGGCAUAAUAAGUAGUCAUGCCAGCUCUAUCUAUGACAUUUCUAACUGCAAAGUUCCACAACGAUGUGAUCUACUAUAGAUCAUGAUCUACUAUAAUACUAUAGAAACUCCUGCAAUCUUUGACUCUUCUUCUGUACUGAUCAUCAUCUAAACAAAAUACUAUUCUUACUAGACUCAAGCUAGUUAUGCACAUUCAUUCAACACAUUCAUUUCAGUCUUUUAUUCUGAAUAGUUUGGUUGUAACUCAGUCAUGUUGUGUGGAAUUGAACUUGGAUUCCAGGCUGGGUGCUGUAUGCAAAAUGAUACGACCUAUGAAAGGCAAUAGGUGUUAUUUUGAUCAUAGUUCGCUACGCCCUCUGUUCUCAAGCUACUCAGUCAGGAGAGCCAAGCUAUGGUUAGGAGCUAGAGAAUUGUAGAACUUCUAACAAGCUUCCAUUGUUCUGUUCUUCAUGUUGUAGGUACCCCCAGUGAAGGUUGACAGUGUGGCCACUGUCCAUGUUAGCGUCAAGGGGAGGAAGGAGGAGAUGAGCAAAAACACCAAGAUCCUUAUCAAGGCCAAAAGUUUCCUCACCAUUUUCCAGACAGACAAACCAGUCUACAAACCUGGACAGACAGGUAGUUAUAUAAAUUAUUUGAUAAAUACUGAAACUGACCCUUCCUGAGUUAUUACUUGUAAAUGUACUAAACUGCCCCUUUUCGUCUAGGCCUACUGUUAAUAAUGUUGACAGUAUACUUGUGAGGCCAUAAGCUUGGGGAAAGGUCAUUACUGAAAUUGAUGAUGGAUAUAAUGUACACUGUAUAUAGACAAAUGUUUCUACUGCUUUUCCAGUCAAGUUCCGAAUCGUAUCGCUGGAUGCCAGUUUCUUGUCAUUCAAACAGAUGGUAAGUUACUCUUUCAGUGUAAGUUCAAUAAAAAUAAAGUUACUCUUUCAAAGCAUUUUUAAGUUUGGUUGAACAGGACAGCCCAGUGUUAGUCAGCAUUGUAACAUUCUAGGGAGGUGCUGUGUCAUUUUGGGAGAGGUUUACUGUAGUUGAGUAAGGAAGGGAAGUGAUAGAGCAAUGGUUUCAUCCUGUUGCAGUCCCAUUUUGAUGAUUCAGUGGGGCAGUGAGACAGACAGUGUGUGUAGGUGGCUCAGCAAACAUGUGGUCAGUUCAUUUGGCCUGGCUGUUUGAUCAGAGCAUCUGAAUCAACAUGAGCUCAAGGCCUUCUCUGUACUGUAACUCCGUAGAAAAAGAUGCCUGUAUGGUAGAAACUGUUUUGGAAAGUCGUGAAAUUCAUGUUUUGAACCCCUUUCCUGUAGGCCUACUGUAAAAACUAUUUUGGGAAGUAAAAAAAAAAUCAUACAUUUUUGGGGCCCAAUAUAAAUGCUGAAUGUUUUUUCUCUUUUUUAGUAUCAAACAGUGGAACUUCAGGUGAGAUUCAUUCAAAUCUAUCGCACCUAAAAACCGAAGCUGCAUAUCACAUGAGCAAUUAUAAUGACAUGAUCUCCCUUCAAAAAUAUGGCCUGCCAAUAUGUACUGCAGCAUGAAUUGAUACAAUGCCUACCUCUAUAACAAAAAUACCUUCCUUCAAUCUACUAUGAAUCUGUAUACAGGACCCCAACUCCAAUCGCAUUGCUCAGUGGUUGAACCAGUCAACAGUGAGUGGAAUUCUGGACCUGUCACACUCCAUGUCUACAGAGGCAAUGCUGGGAAGUUAUAUCAUCACUGCAUGGAAUGAGAAGGGAGAACAAACCUCCCAAAACUUUGACAUCAAAGAAUAUGGUGAGGAAAUGUUCUAUCUGAUGAUUACAUUGUGGUCUGUAAUUUUGUUUUUGGUGUAGUCCAACAGACAAUGAGGAAGUAAUAUUGAUAUGUAUUUUUUACAGUGUUGCCCAAGUAUGAGGUGAAAGUCCAUCUUCCCCAAACAAUAACUAUUCUGGACAAGCAAGCAACACUGAGAGUUUGUGGAAAGUAAGUGAAUAAGAUGAUCGAGCAUGAUAGACAAUAAGAUGAUCAUUUAAACUGGGACAUUUUAUGGACAGAAUAUUAAGACUUAAUUUGUGUGUUGCAUAGACUAUACUUUAUGGAUACUGUCCCAUGUUUGAUACUUGCUCAUGUUCAUAGCUGUUUCUAUUUUUGCAACACAUGUGUUUGCCAUUAUUGAAUUGUCAUUCUUCUGGUGACUUUGUUUCUAGAUACACUUAUGGAAAACCAGUGAUGGGGUCUGUCACGGCGAAAGUUUGCAGAAAUGCCAUUCAAUAUUACUGGUUACAUGAUUCUAGCAAUAUCUGUGAGUUGUAUCUCAUGAAAGUAAGUAUUUUUUAUUCUUGUCACGCUAAAUUAUUAGAUUAUGAAGAACCCUCACUGUUGGGAAAAUGUUGAGGUUUAUGGAAGCAUGUUAUUGUAGCCGAGCUAAGCUGACCUACAACAACUGUUCUCAUUCACCCUAGACCGACAAAACUGGUUGUGCAACCAAAAUGAUCGACUUGACCGGGUUCGGUCUAAAUCAAUCUUUUGGGGACUUUGAAGUGGAGACUGAGAUGGAGGAAUAUGGAACGGGUAGGAGAGAACUUUAUCUUUAACGUAGAGGUGUUUACAUGCUCAACUGUUGACCUCUAACCCUUGCCUGUGUUCUCUCCAGGGGUCAUCCUUAAAGGUAGUGGCAAGGCAAGCUUCACCAAUGUCAUCAUAACUGUUAGUUUUGAGGACGUGCCCCAAGCAUAUAAACCAGGGAUUGCAUACGAGGGGAAGGUGAGGACAAAAUAUAUAAACAAAUGCCUUUUUAAUAACACUGCACGGAAACGGAUUGUUCAGAAAAAUCUUUGUGAAAGAAGUUGUGAUACAUUUUAGCUUAUCAUUUGGAGCAUCUAACCAUGCUUUUGAUGUGUUUUAUGCAAUGGGAGUGUACAUUUAGUAUAUUGGAUGUCUGCAGUCAUCCUGUCCUGUGUUUUCAGAUCAAAGUGACUGGUCCAGACUCUACUCCCGUUCCCAAUGAGCCUGUGUAUCUCUUCCUACAAAACAGUAUCACAUCUGAGAAAUGGACUCUCACAACAGACAGCAAGGGCAUUGCUUCUUUCUCUCUAGACACUUCUCUAUGGAGUUCUGAGUCUGUGUCUCUGUCGGUCAGUUUUCACUCACUCACUCACGUUUUACUCUAUUAAAUAUUUAAUGAUAUAUUAUUUAAACAUGAAAUUGUUUGUUCUGACUGAGAUCAUUAAUUUUUCCUGUUGUAUUCUCCAAGAUUUUACAAUGUUCUGUAUUUCUUGAACCAGGCUCGCUAUCAAAAGGUUGAGGAGGAUUAUCCGUACGAGCAGGGUCUGCGUAGACCAGUAUUUACAUCCGCUUACCAUUUGGCAAGGAAAUUCUAUUCCAGGAGCAAGAGCUUUGUGAAGAUAAUGCAGGGCGAAGGGAAGUUCUCCUGUGAGAAAAACGGUAUUGUUUUUGCUCGCUACAUCAUCCAAGGGGUGGCGCUGAUAAAGGGACAGAAGACCCUCAACUUUUUCUAUCUGGUAAGGUUAAAGGGAUGUUCCACUCAAAAUACAACCUAACAUGAUUUUUUGUUGAUUCCACAAGAAAGUUUUAGAAUAUAUAUUUGACUUACUUUGGUAUUUGAUUGUUAUAUUAUGUUUUGUCUGGAAAUGUUUUAAGAAUGGCUUGGGAAAACCAUAGAGUACUUGACUUCCAGUUGAAUAUUUCAUCAUGGGUGAUACACAGUAAUAUAUCACUUUAGUAAUGGAUUAACUUGAAGAUAUUUGUAGCAGAUCUCCAGGUUUUGGCCAAUGUUCCUGUCUCCCUGGGUCUUUCUCUGGUUAUUAAUGUUGAUGAUACCACUUGGCUGUCUCUUAUGUCCCAGGUUAUAUCUAGAGGCAGCAUUCAGCAGCAUGGCCGUAUUCCUGUGAUCGUUAAAGAAGGAAAAGGUAAAUAAAUUGGUCUUGGAUUCUCCUGAAUCCUUUCUGACAUGUUCUUACUGCAUAGUGCACAGUAUAUUUCAAUUUCAUAGACUAGUCACAAAACACGAUGUCUGUAUUGGAUGAUUGGUGGUUUACGGUGACUUAAUGUCAAUCCCAUUGUCCGUCUCUCAUGUUAGUAAACCAAGGGGAGCUGACGCUCUCGCUGCAGCGGAUGCCUGAGCUGACCCCUUUUGCCCAGGUGGUGGUGUACACCAUGCUGCCUGAUGGGGAGGCAGUAGCAGACAGCCAAGACUUCCCCAUUCACCUCUGCCUGAAAAACAAG